AUUAUCAAACAGAUUUUCGACGCUCUGUACUCCCGAGGGUGCGGAAGCAUACCCAUUCCAGCCGGCUAAGCUGCCUAUUCAAGUAAGACCAAUGCUCGGACUCAAUGCCGCUGAGCAGCUCGGCAGCUCCAGGACUUCAAGUUCUUCGUCAAGAACUUGUUUCCGUUGAUAUUCCGCCUCGAAGAGGGCCAACCUCGCUUUCUUGCAAUUGGUCAUGUAAGCGAUGCUUGCGUGCCGCCCGCUGAGGCGGUUGCACCUCUGUACAGUAUUCCAACAUGAGACCAAAUUCUCCCGCAACACCCUUCUUACUUCCACCUUCAGCACCUUCGCUGGGCGGUCUCACAAGUCGGGCAACCACCUUCCGCCGCGCCCAACCUUACCAGACGCUGAUAUCAAACAUACCUAUGUCAAAGGCACUGGACCCGGCGGUCAGAAGAUCAACAAGACCAACUCGGCCGCCCAGUUGACACACAUUCCAACUGGCAUUGUUGUCAAGUGUCAAGCCACGCGCAGCAGAAGUCAAAAUCACACCAUAGCCAAGAGGAUUCUUGCUGAGAAAGUGGAGAUGUUGGAGAAGGGUGAGGAAAGCCGGGCGGCCAAAGUUGUGGAGAGAAAGCAGCGCAAGAAGAGGAGCGCGGACAAGAAGAAGCGCAGGAAAUACAGGCGGCUGGCAGACGAGAAGCUGGGGCGUCAAGGGGAAGUAUAUGCCGAAGAAGACGAUGAUGCGGAGGAAGACCCGAACGAAGAGCGGGAGGGACGACCGUCGAUUCAAGCAGAGACCAGCCAUAUGCCAAGAGGGUGAGCGAUACAUGGACACCGACUCCUUCGAUCCACGUGCCGUCAACCUAUCUUGGCGGGAUACUCAGCCUCGCGCACAUACACACUCCUCAGCCUUGUGUUCGAAAGCGCACAGAUCUCUUUCCACACGCAAAAAAAGGGUACACACCGCCGACUCAAAAUGCAAAAACUCUAAUUCAAGCCCAACUCCCCGGUGGGAGUUGAGGUUGAAUCGAGGUAAAACUCCCUUGAAGGAGGAGUUUUUUCCGUCGUUUCGUCAGGUUCUCUCCGGCCUCGGACAACCCACGUUUAGGGAGCCGUAUUUGGCGCGGAACCCCCUGUACCUCCUUUUGGGUAGCUACAGGUGUCAGGGCAGUUACUUUCUAGGAUUCGCGUAACUCCCAAGAGAAGCAGUCUCAUGCCUGGUGGCCACACCCUAACGCCUUGACUAGCUCGUCGUCUGGCCAACAUCGGUGUUAGCCAUCAGAGAUCAGGACCCGGGAUAGACAUGGGAAUUGUUGACAGGAAUUGUGGUUAAAAAAUAUGUAUACUUUUAUUUUGGGUUCUGCCAGACCAACCGCUGGUUCGGGACCCACGGUCACGGGUUGAAGAGUGAAUUACCA
Cladophialophora immunda is the source of this 1400-nucleotide messenger RNA. RefSeq lists its product as uncharacterized. Gene Ontology annotation, cellular component: mitochondrion. NCBI's taxonomy places the organism in Eukaryota, Fungi, Ascomycota, Eurotiomycetes, Chaetothyriales, Herpotrichiellaceae. Gene Ontology annotation, biological process: translational termination. The transcript has a single exon. The coding region runs from base 224 to 802 and encodes 192 amino acids. The record is from RefSeq and is a predicted model, not a curated record. Gene Ontology annotation, molecular function: translation release factor activity.